Molecule: messenger RNA, 1383 nt
Organism: Serendipita indica DSM 11827
Lineage: Eukaryota; Fungi; Basidiomycota; Agaricomycetes; Sebacinales; Serendipitaceae
Source: the annotation of a GenBank genome assembly
AUGGCGCUCUACGCAGGUAUUGGUGGUGUUCAGGCUGUCAUCGCAUUCUUGAGCUCCUUUGCGUUUGCACUCGCCGGGCUGAGAGCCAUGUCGUUCUACGAUACAACUCCUGUGGGUCGCAUUCUUUCACGUCUCAGUCGUGAUAUCGAAUCGUUGGACAACCAACUGCCCAGUGCACUUUUUCAGCUUAUGCGCAUGUUGGCUGCGGUCCUUGGUGCAAUUGCUCUUAUCUUCUACACUUUCCCGUAUCUUGGCAUCGCGAUUCCCUUCCUGUUCAUCCUUUACUAUAUUGCGUCUGCGUUCUACCGCCGAACCUCGAUUGAGACGAAGCGUCUUGACUCUGUGCUGCGUUCGGCCCUUACUCUUCUCUCGGAGGCACUCACUGGCCUAUCAACCAUCCACGCAUGGAGAACACAGGACCGCUAUAUCAAAGUCGUCGACGCGGCUAUCGACAACCAGAAUCGCGCCGAUGGCUCGCAAUGCGUCUUGACUUUAUUGCGAAUCUGCUCAUCCUCGGUAUCGGUCUUUGCUGUCGGCGUCAAAUACGUCCAAUCCAUCCAAGACUGGAAUGGUGACGCAGAUGGCAAGUAUUAUCGCGACUUGUUUCAAUCCAGCUGGGGACUUAUGCGUAUACAGGCGAGAUCCGAGCAAGAGAUGAAUGCCGUUGAGCGAUUGGACUACUGCGAAAACUCCCACAAGAGGCACCACCGACGACAAAAGCGGAUCCAGACCAGAACUGGCCAGAUAAAGGCGCCAUCUCCUUCAACGACGUCAAGAUGGCGUAUCGCCCCGGUCUCCCUCGUCCUGCACGGUAUAACCUUUGACGUCAAGCCAGGAGAAAAGAUUGGAAUUUGUGGGCGUACCGGUGCCGGAAAGAGCUCAAUCCUUCAGGCUCUCUUCCGCAUUGUCGAGAUUGAAGGUGGGACUAUCGAGAUUGAUGGCGUGGAUACGAGAAAGAUUGGUUUGGACGUUUUGCGACGACAGAUGGCCGUUAUUCCACAGGACGCGCUUCUCUUCCAGGGUACCGUUCGCGAAAACAUCGAUCCACUCGGAAUGCGUACAGACGCAGAGCUUCUUUCUGCUCUACGUAGGGCCGGCUUGCUUGAUACGACGUCCGAGCCAGGUACCUCAGAUGCAGCUGAGGCGACAAAGGUGGCGCGGAUGUAUCGCGCUUCGAACUCGGUGCACUCGCUUAAUACGAUUGUCUACUAUGACCGGAUCCUCGUCUUGGAUGCUGGACGGGUGGCCGAGUUUGACACGCCGCUGGGGCUUUAUGACCGAGAGGGAUCGAUCUUCCGAUCUCUCUGCUCAGAGGCAUCACUUAACCGACAAGACAUCAUCCGCAUUCGCAAAGCAGUUCAUCCUGACGAGCAGCUUGAAUGA